Messenger RNA from Lodderomyces jiufengensis, 2304 nucleotides. RefSeq names its product DEAH-box ATP-dependent RNA helicase. Gene Ontology annotation, cellular component: spliceosomal complex; intracellular anatomical structure. Gene Ontology annotation, molecular function: RNA helicase activity; RNA binding; ATP binding. The record is from RefSeq and is a predicted model, not a curated record. Bases 1 to 2304 code for a protein of 767 amino acids. Lineage: Eukaryota; Fungi; Ascomycota; Pichiomycetes; Serinales; Debaryomycetaceae. The transcript has a single exon.
AUGGGAGAAAGAUCACAUAAGAGACAAAAGAUAGAUGAAUCAGAAGUAAUAGAUGAUUCACAAGCAGAAUUAGUAGCAGAAGCAUCUGAAAAAUCACUACAUGAUCAUCCACAUCCAUCACAAGAACAACAAUUAAUACAUCAUGAUGCUGGAGAAUUUAAAGGUCUUAUACGUCAUCAAACCACCGCUCAAGAUGCAGAAAGAUUAGAAGAUGGACCAAUUAACCCAUUUACCGGUAAUAACCUUAGUCAAGAAUAUUUUAGAAUUUUAAAAACAAGACGUGAUUUACCAGUUCAUGCUCAAAGAGAAGAAUUUUUGAAAAUUUUCCAUAAUACUCAAAUUAUGGUAUUUGUUGGUGAAACUGGUUCAGGUAAAACUACUCAAAUCCCUCAAUUUGUACUUUAUGAUGAAAUGCCACAAUUAAUAAAUAAACAAGUUGCAUGUACACAACCAAGAAGAGUUGCUGCAAUGUCUGUAGCUCAAAGAGUUGCUGAUGAAAUGGAUGUUAAAUUAGGUGAAGAAGUUGGGUAUAGUAUACGUUUUGAAAAUAAGACAAGUAACAAGACAAUUUUGAAAUAUAUGACUGAUGGGAUGUUAUUAAGAGAAGCAAUGGAUGAUCAUAAUUUAUCAAGAUAUUCUUGUAUAAUAUUAGAUGAAGCUCAUGAAAGAACAAUGGCAACUGAUAUUUUAAUGGGGUUAAUUAAACAAAUUACUUUAAGAAGAUCUGACCUUAAAAUAAUAAUUAUGUCAGCUACUUUAGAUGCUGAAAAAUUUCAAACUUAUUUUCAUAAUGCUCCAUUAUUAGCAGUUCCAGGUAGAACUCAUCCAGUUGAAAUUUAUUAUACUCCAGAGUUUCAAAGAGAUUAUAUUGAUGCUGCUAUACGUACAGUUUUACAAAUUCAUGCAACUGAAGAAGAAGGUGAUAUAUUAUUAUUUUUAACAGGUGAAGAAGAAAUUGAAGAUGCAUGUAAAAAAAUUCAACUCGAGGGUGAUGAAUUAAUAAGAGAACAAAAUUGUGGUCCAAUAAAAGUUUAUCCACUUUAUGGUUCAUUACCACCUAAUCAACAACAAAAAAUAUUUGAAAAAGCUCCUGAAAAUCCAAACCCAAAGGGUAGACCAGGUAGGAAAGUUAUUAUUUCAACAAAUAUUGCAGAAACUUCAUUAACUAUUGAUGGGAUAGUUUAUGUUGUUGAUCCUGGUUUUUCAAAACAAAAAGUAUAUAAUCCAAGAGUAAGAGUUGAAUCACUUUUAGUUUCACCUAUAUCAAAAGCAAGUGCACAACAAAGAGCAGGUAGAGCAGGUCGUACAAGACCGGGGAAAUGUUUUAGAUUAUAUACUGAAGAAGCUUUUAAAAAGGAAUUAAUCCAACAAUCAUAUCCUGAAAUAUUAAGAUCAAAUUUAUCAUCAACUGUUUUAGAAUUAAAAAAAUUAGGUAUUGAUGAUUUAGUUCAUUUUGAUUUUAUGGAUCCACCUGCACCCGAAACUAUGAUGAGAGCUUUAGAAGAAUUAAAUUAUUUACAAUGUCUUUCUGAUGAUGGUGAUUUAACUGCUUUAGGUAGAUUAGCUUCAAAUUUUCCCUUAGAUCCAAUGUUAGCGGUUAUGUUAAUUGGAUCUCCAGCUUUCCAAUGUUCAGAAGAAAUUUUAACUAUUGUAGCAAUGUUAAGUGUUCCAAAUGUAUUUGUACGUCCACAAUCAGCAAGACAAAGAGCAGAUGAAGCUAAAUUAUCAUUUGCACAUCCUGAUGGUGAUCAUUUAACUUUAAUUAAUGUAUAUGAAGCAUUUCAAUCACCAGAAGCUGAAGAAAUAGGAGUUCAUAAAUGGUGUAGAGAUAAUUUUUUAAGUUAUAGAUCUUUAAUAUCUGCAAGAAAUGUUAGAAAUCAAUUAUCAAGAAUUAUGGAAAGAUAUGAUUUACCACUUUUAUCAAAAUAUAAUGAAAUUUCAGAACUGAAAUAUUGGGAAAAUAUUAAAAAGGCAUUAGUUGGUGGAUUUUUUAUGCAAGUAGCUAAAAAGAAAAGUGGAGGAUCAAAAGGUUAUUUAACUAUAAAAGAUAAUCAAGAUGUAUUAAUACAUCCAAGUACUGUUGUUAGUACACAAGGUGAAUGGGUAAUAUAUAAUGAAUUUGUUUUAACAAGUAAAAAUUAUAUUAGAACUAUAACAAUAAUAAAACCUGAAUGGUUAAUUGAAAUUGCUCCAAAAUAUUAUAAUUUAGAUCAUUUUGCAAAAGGAGAUGUAAAAUUAAGUUUAGAAAGAGUUAUUGAUAGAGUUGAAAGUAUGAAAAAAUUAGAGAGUAAAAAAAAGAAAUAA